Molecule: messenger RNA, 1068 nt
Organism: Penicillium alfredii
Lineage: Eukaryota; Fungi; Ascomycota; Eurotiomycetes; Eurotiales; Aspergillaceae
Product: allantoicase
Exons: 1
Coding region: 1-1068 (355 amino acids)
Biological process (GO): allantoin catabolic process
Molecular function (GO): allantoicase activity
Source: RefSeq, a predicted model, not a curated record
AUGCAGCAAGUUCCCAUCGACGAAAUCGACCAGGUGUUUGCGCACACCACCAAUUUGGCCUCGUGCAACCUCAACAGCAAGGUGUUGGCUUGCUCCAAUGACUAUUUCGCUUCCGCCUCCAAUCUCUUAACCCCAACACCCGCAAUCUCACGUCCUGGGGUAUUUGUCCACACCGGUGCCUGGUAUGAUGGAUGGGAGACGCGACGCCACAACCCCGAACCCUAUGACUGGGUGGUGAUCAAGCUAGGCGUCUCUGCAGCCGCCAUUCAGGGUAUCGAGGUCGACACGGCCCAUUUUAAGGGCAACUACGGAGAGAAGGCGGAGCUGCAGGCGACAUACGCACCUGAGGGCAGCGGCAUCACAGACGAUCAAAUCGCCAGCCCUAGCUAUGGUGGCUGGACAACACUGCUGCCAGCGUCGCCAUGCGGGCCCUCGCAGCGCCAUGGGUGGAAGCUUCCAAGUGUUGCGGCCCCGUACACCCACGUGCGCCUGCUGAUGUAUCCCGACGGCGGUUUUGCCCGCUUACGCCUGUACGGUCAUGCUAUCCCGCCAUCCGCCCCGGCCGUCGCGGCCAACCAGGCGCCCAUUGAAGAGCUCUCAUCCGCGCUCCUGGGCGGUCUAUCCCUUGCCGCCUCCGAUCAACACUUCACCCCAGCCUCGAACAUCCUCCUGCCCGGCCGCGGCAAGGACAUGGGAGACGGAUGGGAGACGGCUCGCUCGCGCGGCGCCGGUCACGUAGACUGGACUGUUGUCAAGCUGGGCUUGCCGGGGUCCGUGGCCCAGGUCAUCGUUGACACCAAAGACUUCCGCGGCAACUUCCCGCGUGCCGUGCGAGUCCACGGCUUGGUUGCUGGGUCCGCGGGCGCUGGUGUCCCCCCGGCUGACCACCCGGGCUGGGUCGAGAUCGUCAAAGGCGAUCAGCGUUGCCAGGCAGACACCGAGCACGUCUUUGGGCCAGCGGAUUUGGCUGCCGGGGGUGAGGACACCCGAGUGUUCACACACGUGAAGCUCACCCUGGUGCCGGAUGGCGGUGUCAAGCGCUUCCGGAUCCUUGGCCGGAGAGCAUAA